Rattus norvegicus (Norway rat) is the source of this 1827-nucleotide messenger RNA. RefSeq names its product otopetrin 1 (gene Otop1). Lineage: Eukaryota; Metazoa; Chordata; Mammalia; Rodentia; Muridae. The record is from RefSeq and is marked provisional. Gene Ontology annotation, molecular function: proton channel activity. Gene Ontology annotation, biological process: negative regulation of type II interferon-mediated signaling pathway; swimming behavior; proton transmembrane transport. Gene Ontology annotation, cellular component: microvillus; membrane; plasma membrane.
GCCGCCUGGGGACCAGACUAGAAGAUGCCUGGGGACCGGGGCGCACUAUCUUCUCCCGCAGCAUCAUCAGGCUCCCCGAGUGCCGCGCCGUCGGGGAUCGCCGCAUGCCCUCCGCCCCCGUCUCCCCUAGCCCGGGCGUCUCCACAAGCUUCCGGUCCCCGACGCGGUGCCAGCGUCCCGCAGAAGCUGGCGGAGACUCUGAGCAGCCAGUAUGGACUGAACGUGUUCGUGGCGGGGCUUCUUUUCCUGCUGGCCUGGGCGGUGCACGCGACGGGUGUGGGCAAGAGCGACCUGUUGUGCGUAUUAACCGCACUCAUGCUGCUGCAGCUGCUCUGGAUGCUGUGGUACGUGGGUCGCAGCUACAUGCAGCGCCGCCUCAUCCGCCCCAAGGACACGCACGCGGGUGCGCGCUGGCUCCGCGGAAGCAUCACAUUGUUCGCAUUCAUCACCAUCGUCCUGGGGUGCUUGAAAGUCGCAUACUUCAUUGGAUUCUCAGAGUGCUUGUCAGCUACAGAGGGAGUUUUCCCAGUCACCCAUGCAGUGCAUACAUUGUUGCAGGUCUAUUUUCUCUGGGGCCACGCUAAAGAUAUUAUCAUGUCUUUCAAAACACUGGAAAGGUUUGGGGUGAUCCAUUCAGUGUUCACAAACCUGCUGCUGUGGGCCAACAGCGUCCUGAAUGAGUCAAAACACCAGCUGAAUGAACACAAGGAACGGCUGAUCACUCUGGGCUUCGGCAACAUCACCAUAGUUUUGGAUGACCACACACCACAGUGUAACUGCACACCGCCUGCCCUCUGCUCUGCCCUCUCCCACGGGAUUUACUAUCUGUACCCCUUCAACAUUGAGUACCAGAUCCUGGCCUCGACCAUGCUCUAUGUGCUGUGGAAGAACAUUGGGCGCAGGGUGGACAGCUCCCGGCACCAGAAGAUGCAGUGCAGAUUCGACGGGGUCCUGGUGGGCUCAGUGCUGGGCCUGACAGUGCUGGCUGCCACCAUCGCGGUGGUUGUGGUGUACAUGAUCCAUAUCGGGCGCUCCAAGUCCAAGAGUGAGUCGGCUCUUAUCAUGUUCUAUUUGUAUGCGAUCACGGUGCUGCUGCUCAUGGGGGCUGCGGGGCUGGUAGGAAGCUGGAUUUACAGGGUGGAUGAGAAGUCUCUGGAUGAGUCAAAGAACCCAGCCCGCAAGCUGGAUGCUGACCUCUUGGUGGCCACUGCCUCGGGUUCCUGGCUCCUCUCCUGGGGUUCCAUUUUGGCCAUCGCCUGCGCUGAGACCCGCCCACCGUACACCUGGUACAACCUCCCCUACUCUGUCCUGGUGAUCGUGGAGAAGUACGUCCAGAACAUUUUCAUCAUUGAGUCGGUGCACCUCGAGCCUGAGGGGGUCCCCGAGGAUGUGCGCACUCUGCGUGUGGUCACCGUCUGCAGUGGGGAGGCUGCUGCACUGGCUGCAUCGAGUCUCGGGAGCCAGGGGACGGCCCAGGAUGGGUCACCUGCUGUCAAUGGGAAUCUGCAUCUGCAGCAGAGGUGUGAGAAAGAGGACCAGGAGGCUGACUGGGAAGGAGCUACGGGGACAACCCGAUGUCUGGACUUCCUUCAGGGAGGCAUGAAGAGGAGGCUGCUCAGAAACAUCACAGCCUUUCUGUUCCUUUGCAACAUCUCGCUUUGGAUUCCCCCUGCCUUUGGCUGCCGUCCCGAGUAUGACAACGGACUGGAGGAAAUUGUCUUUGGCUUUGAACCCUGGAUAAUUGUGGUCAACCUGGCCAUGCCCUUCUCCAUUUUCUACAGGAUGCACGCAGCUGCCGCCCUCUUUGAGGUCUAUUGUAAAAUCUAG